This is a messenger RNA of Thlaspi arvense, 630 nucleotides long. The record is from the annotation of a GenBank genome assembly. NCBI's taxonomy places the organism in Eukaryota, Viridiplantae, Streptophyta, Magnoliopsida, Brassicales, Brassicaceae.
AUGCGAGAAGCUCUCCCAGUAGGAACGGCGCUGGCCACAAGAGGUCUAGUGAACACUCUACCAUGCAAACGAUGCAAUGCCCUAGAAUCGACGACCCACAUGCUAUGGACCUGCCCCUUCGCUCGCGGAAUUUGGACCAUCGCACCAAUCACGAAUCUCCCCGAUUUGGAUCAACCGAAUCUCUCCGCGAAACAACUUCUCCAGCUUGCCAAGCGAUCGACCACUCUCCCACAUGUGGGAUUGACCUCGACACCGCUGCAUCCAUGGCUGCUCUAUAGUAUUUGGACUACCAGGAAUCAGCUGAUCUUCGAGGACCGUUCAUCUUCACAAGACGACGUUGUCUCAAGAGCCGUUAAACAGGCCAAAGAUUGGCAACAAGCCCAACAUGAACAUCCGUUGGGCCAGACUAGAAAAGCCCAUCAGCAGCCAAAACCAAGCCCUGGAACUUAUCAAUGUUACAUAGAUGGAGCUUGGCAAGCCCAUUCGCUCUCGGCCGGCAUGGGCUGGAUCCUAAAAGACGACGAAGGAAGGCCGAUUACCCAAGGGUCUGCAUCAAGACCUUAUGUCCCUUCCGUCAUAGCAGCUGAAGCUCUUGCUAUUCGAGAAGCUCUCACAGCGAAUCACAAAUGA